AUGAAAAAAUCCAAGGAAGUUCCGCUUACGGGACUCUUUGAAAAGGGUUAUGCUGAAUAUUUCGGGUUAUGCCUGGUGUUCACGGGGGGUGCAUGGAUGAUUAUUUCAGUGCUUGACUCAUUCCGGGUUAUGCCUGUUUCUGGUGAUUUGUGUAAUUAUGUGGCUGUGUGUAUUAUAUAUACAUUACUGUGCGUAUACGGGUUUAUUGGGGCCAGGGGUGUAUGCGUGGCACUUACGGUUAAUUCUCAGUGCGGUGACUCUCCUGAUGGGUGCCAUGCCAAGGACUAAUUGACAUAUGCUG
This is a messenger RNA of Nematocida parisii ERTm1, 301 nucleotides long. RefSeq lists its product as uncharacterized. The coding region runs from base 1 to 288 and encodes 95 amino acids. The transcript has a single exon. NCBI's taxonomy places the organism in Eukaryota, Fungi, Microsporidia. The record is from RefSeq and is a predicted model, not a curated record.